AUGGCUGCGAAGUGUAACUGGAUUAUUGGUCAGCUUUUAGCGGUUUGGAUUAAGAUCUGUUUUUCUUCCUGUGGUGACCUUAUUCAAGCGGAAUCGGGAGACAUUCGUUUUCCAGUCAACGGAGGAAAUGUUGGCGAACGAACACAAUGUGUUUGGACGAUUUCAGUGCCCGAGAGAUUUCGCGUGAAGCUCACAUUUACAGAUUUUGUAAUGAAAACAACAUGUUGUUCAUGCCGACACGAUUAUUUAGAAAUCCGCGACGGUUUGCUGCACAAUUCAACUCUCAUCGGAAGAUAUUGUGCUAACAGGCAGCCUAAAUAUGUUUACUCAUCACAAAAUGUUAUAUGGAUUAAAUUUGGUUCGGAUUUUCGGACGUUCGAGGGAAAUCGAUUUCGGUUGUCCUACGAAGCUGUUUGCGGACGCCAUUUCUCAGAAACCUCGGGAGGUUUUAGCUCCUUUGGAUUUCCUUUGUCGUACAAAAAGACCAGAGAUUGUAUUUACAGUAUUGAAGUCCCAAAGGGAAGAAUCAAAGUGAAGUUCGACAGCUUCAGCUUGGAAGGUCGCAUGCCUAUUUGCUUGUAUGAUUUUCUUGAAGUGAGUGAAAUCCGAUCUGUAGAACUCUCAAGUUUUCAAGGACAAUCUCGACGUCGUCGCUAUUGCGGGAACGAAAAGCCUCCUAUUAUAUACUCCACAAGGGGAAGUUAUCUCUUUUUUAGGUUCAAGAGCAAUGACUCUGGUGGAAAAUCGGGAUUUGUGGCUAGUUAUCGUACCAUUUCUGUUGGAGAAGGAACUUGUGAUGGCAUGCUUAAAGAUAAAUCUGGUCUAAUUUACUCUCUAAAUUACCCAUAUCGCUUCCCAGUUGGAAAGGAAUGCGUGUGGAAAAUCCAAGUUGCAUCUGAGAUGCAUGUUCAUCUAUAUUUUGAUACACUGGAAUUUGGAUCAAAGGAAGAGGGCUGCCAGGAUGCCAAUUUGGAAAUUUUUGAUGGUUCAGACAUUUCUUCACAUAAAAUUGGACGGUACUGUGGAGACCUGAUACCCUCUAAAAUUGUAUCAAGAACAAAUGAGUUGACGAUAAGAGCAGUGUCAACGUUAAGGGCACAGGAAACAGGCUGGUUUUCACUGCGUUAUGAGUCAUCUCCUGUGAGUGCGUGUGGAUUGGAGAAAUUUACUUGCACCGAUAGGCAAUGUGUUGACAGCUAUUUCAAGUGUGAUGGCAAAAAGGAGUGCAGUGAUGGAUCAGAUGAGGAUGGUUGCCCUGUGGUAGAAGAGUCUAAUAAAUUUACAUGGUACAGGUUUUGGCCUGUUAGUAUAGUUGGUGGCAUGCUCAUUGUGGGUGUCUGGCUUUGGCGUGCAUGGAAGAAGAUCAUGUUGGCCCGCUCUCAAUUAGAGAAUAAUCACACCACAACUCUGCCGCCGAGUCAAAUAGAAAUGCUCCCAUGUGCUGUCACAGGACCUCCAAGUUACACCGAGGCUGUUGCACAAGACAACAGGCCUCCACCUUCAUACGAGGAAGCUCUAAGAGAACAAACAAGCCUGCAGCACACAGAAAGAAACUCUUCUCAUGAUAUUGUAGGUGAUUCUACAAUAGAUCACAGAACUGAUAAUACUGUUACUUCACCACCAGAAAAUACACUUACAUCCCCGGUGUCAUCCAUGGUGGUUUACAGAACUUCGGCAUCUCCGUAUGAUAGCCAUCGCUCGCCUUAUGACAGUCAUAGAAUGAGUAGUGACAGUCGCAGUUCUGUGCAAAGAGUUUAA
Messenger RNA from Porites evermanni, 1758 nucleotides. The record is from the annotation of a GenBank genome assembly. NCBI's taxonomy places the organism in Eukaryota, Metazoa, Cnidaria, Anthozoa, Scleractinia, Poritidae.